Messenger RNA from Tachysurus vachellii, 790 nucleotides. It is a transcript of the gene ifng1r, whose product is annotated as interferon gamma related. Gene Ontology annotation, molecular function: type II interferon receptor binding. Gene Ontology annotation, cellular component: extracellular region. The coding region runs from base 54 to 575 and encodes 173 amino acids. NCBI's taxonomy places the organism in Eukaryota, Metazoa, Chordata, Actinopteri, Siluriformes, Bagridae. Gene Ontology annotation, biological process: immune response. The record is from RefSeq and is a predicted model, not a curated record. The transcript has 4 exons.
UCCUGAUUAGCAGUUAAAGCACAGUGUUAAGAAGAACGAGAAAAGCAACGAGAAUGGAUUGUUGGUCCAAGUUUUUGGUACUUUGUGGACUUGUCAUGGUGGCACUGCUGAGUGGAACUACUGGACAUGAGAAUCACAACUUGACUGUAGCUGUACACACUCUGCAAAUGCAUCAUGGGUUAACAGACACAAAUUGGGUGGGAAAAGCUGUUUUCACUCCCUAUUUGGGCAAAGUAGAGGACACUUGCACUUGUGAGCGGUUGAUACUUCUGCGUAUGCUGUACGGUUACCUAGACAUCUUUUCGGAUAUGCUGAAAAAGGCCAAGAAUGUUGAGACUGAGUCGAGCCUGAAAGAACUCCAGGAAAGUGUGAGAGAACUGAAAAACAAAUACAAAAAAGAACAAGAAGUGUGGAAACAACUUCACGACAUUAACGCCAUAAAGAAAGACGACAGCACGAUCCAAGGUGGAGCGGUGAACGACUUUAUCUCUGUGUUCUCAAAAGCCUUAGAAACUGGACAUCAUUCCAAGAAGACCCACUCGCUACUCAAGCGUUUUCUGCAACGAAACUAUUAAAUGGAGCAUGAGGCGAAUCUGCAUUAACUUAGUCAUAUAGUCUAAUUCAUAUAUGUUAUUUAUCAAACUUAAUUUAACCAUUAAUUACACUUUUAAUUUAUCAUAUUUAUUUUCAUCACAAACUCCAACAUAUCUGUAAAAUGUAACUUAUUUUGCUGUGCUAUUCAGUUUUGCAUGUUUGUUCAACCACAUGUGCAACUUUUAUAUCACUUCAA